UAGGCGUCACCACGCGCGCGGGAAGGCCUUGGCCCCGCAGGGCUGAGAGGCGUCAGCAUCUCUCUCCCUCCUCGGCGCUGUCCCCCAGCGCCGGCUCACACCUGCCCCCCAGCCCCCACCGCUGUAGCUGCGGCGCGGCGGGCGGGCGUUUUCACCGAGUGCGGCGCGGACGCGUUGCGGUGGGCGGUGGGCGGUGGGCGGUGACCGCCUGCGAUCCGGGGCCUCCGCCGGGUCGCGUCCAUUAACCUCGUGCGGAGCCCGGAACGCGAAGCCGCUCUGGGAAGGACUCUGGGACGCCGAGCUUCCAGAUUGAAAGAAGAAUUUUUCCAAAUUCUCUGGAGCCAGAGUCCACACUCAACCUCGCAGCGGAAGUCUGCCCUCACAGCGAAUCGGACUGCAAUUUUGAUUGGACGCAGGCCAGCCAGGCAGAAUUGGAGAAAGAAGACACCGUCUCUGAUUUAAAAAGAGAAAGAAAGAAAAAGAAAAACCCCUGAGCUUUACCUAAGGGUUUCCUCCUGCUGUUUUGGUUUUUCACGAGUCCUUUUGCAAGACCUGUUUAGCAGGUCAGAUUCUGGUGCACAUCAUGUCUGGUUUUGAAGAUGCUGACACGGAAGAGACAGUAACCUGUCUCCAGAUGACUGUUUAUCAUCCUGGCUACCAGCGAAGUGGAAUAUUCCAGUCAAUAAGAUUUUUUAACCGAGAGAAACUCUCCUCCAGUGAAGUGGUGAAAUUUGGCCGAAAUUCCAACACCUGUCAUUAUACCUUUCAGGAUAAACAGGUUUCCCGAGUUCAGUUUUCUCUGCAGCUGUUUAAAAAGUUUGGUAGCUCAGUUCUCUCUUUUGAAAUUAAAAAUGUGAGUAAGAAGGCCAGUCUGAUUGUGGACAACAAGGAGCUGGGCUACCUAAAUAAAAUGGACCUGCCAUACAAGUGCAUGGUUAGAUUUGGGGACUAUCAGUUUCUGAUAGAGAAGGAAGAUGGAGAAUCAUUAGAGUUUUUUGAGAUUCAAUUUACUUUGUCUACACAACCACUGUUGCAAGAAAACAACUGGCUACCAGAGCCCAUACCUGAGUGUGGCGGUUAUUCAUCCUCCUCUACCCAAAACAAUUCUCCUAUAGAAAUGGGUGAAAAUGAAUGGUGAACACACAGGGCUAAGAGAAUCAUGGCUGAAGAACUCUAGACACUUUAUAGAUACUUCCCUUAUUAAGAGUUUAUCAGUGUAGUAUAUUAUUGUCAUCUGUUAUGUUGUUAUGAUCUGAUGUCAUUUGAAGCCUGUCAGUUGUGUUAGUCAUUGCUUUAGGCUCUUGUUGCAUUGCUGGAUGUAUAAAGAAUUACUGUAAGUGUACUCUGUAAGCGUUAAUACAUAAAAAGUAUCCUUUGUGAUGAAGGAUUAGUGUUCUCAAAAUAAGGUUAUGUUACUUUAUUUUUAUGCUUGAUUUUGGUCCUACAUUUUGUAUUGUUUCAUUUUGAUUUGUACAGAACCAUCUCUUGGUUUGGUCAUACUAUUUCAUAACAGCCAUUUGUUUUCAAGGUCAGAGCUACAAGCAAGUUAUGGGUGUUGUAACCUGUUGGUACUUAUAGUACCAGAGUACUGGAAUAGAGCAUAGUGUGUUUUAGUGUCUGUGUGUCAUUGUGGUUUUAAUAUGGGAAGACUUACUUAAACAAUAAUAUUUUGAUUUUCUGUGUUUUUUCCCUAUAGAAUUAUGGUGUUUAUGCCAAGACUACAGUUCUCCUUGUUUAUAUUCGGCAUCUAAAAACCAGUAUUUUAAACAUUUUCAUGAACCACUGUGUUUAGGAUUAUUUUUCAUUUUUCUUACCAAAUUUUGAAUUGUUUACAUACUACAGAUUUUUAAAUUCCAUGAAUUCAAAAUUUUAACAGCAUCUGUGUACAUAAAUAAAAUCAAAGUUUAAUUCUCUAACCAUUUUCUCUGAAACUCUUACUGAAGACAGGAAAGGACUGUUUUUAGACUACUCUGAGGAAGGAAUGUAGUAGGCAACAGGCAGAGGCUCAGGCUAGGGAUUCAAACAAUCCAGCUGUGCCCCUCAUUGCAUAUUGGCUUCGUUAGUUCUUCACAUCACAUGGUGAGAACCCUUCAUGCCACCCAAAGAGAAUCCUUAUCUCCCAAUUCCAGUUCAAGGGAAAGAUUACCUUGGGUCAGGUGCCCACCCAUCUACCAGUCAACUCUCCUCAGGUCCUAUUAAAUAAUGGUGGUUUCAGCAAGUGACCAUGUAGAUAGUAAAGGCAUUUCCUCAAAAAAUGGCCACAGUGGGGUGGGGUUGAGGGCAAACAAAAAUAUCGGUGUUUGAUACAAAGUACUACAGCUAAGUUGUGGAACUUUCAAUUCAUCUCUUAAGGACUUUUUUGUCCCAAGAAGUUGAUUUUUCUUGGAUUCUUUAAAUAAAGGGGUGUGUUAAUUGGUGCCUGUGUUAGUCACAGGCAGUUUCUUUUUGAACCCGCAAGUUUACGACAAAGGGGUGCUUUACAAUGGUGAAAUCUCAUAUCCCAUAUGAUUAUAUAACCAUAUUCUAGAAGAUUCUGUUUCUACUAUCUACUUAAUGCAUUAACCUGAAGAAGCAUUACUUUUAGGCUCUAACAUGAAUGUAUUUGUUUUAAUAUGCCUUGUAGAAAAAUUAGCUAUAAUCUUACUACCAGGAGAUAAUUAUUAACACUUUGUGUUUAUAUAUUUGGUAGCUGCUUCCAUGUUAUCUCAUGGCCCUUUUUACUUUUCCAGUCCUCUAACACUUAAUUCUUUAUAGUAAUUGUUAUGUUAAAAUAACAGGUAUGGUUACUAUUUUACUUACUGGACCCUGAUUGAAACAAUUAGAGCUUCCAUUUCAGGUGAUGACCAAGGAUGAGCACUAUGAAUACUGUAGCUGGAAUUUAUGGGGCUUCUAGUUGGUACAAGUUGUCCUCAAGUUCAAUCACUCACCAUUCUACUAUUCAACCUAUAUGAAAAUAUUUAUUUGGCCUUAGUAUCUCUAACAAUGCUUUUCAGGGACACUGGUGAAGAAAAUAGGAAAGCAGUGGUAUUAGCUCCGUUGCUGAUUUCAACAUUUUGUUGCUGGUUGGAAGGUCACUGAGGGACUAGAGAGGAGCCAGUUGGCAUUGCUUACCAGCAUUUUCACAGAAUGGAAAAUUGUGAGAUGCAUGCGAAGUCAACAGCUUUCUUAAUACUGUAGUGAAAUCAUUCUCAAAAGCCAAAAUCAAGGCAGUAACAUUUUACAAAAGGAAACUUCUGAGGUUAGACAGGCCAAAUAAGGUAUGAUAGUGGAACUUCGCCUUAGGUCAAAGUGCCUUUUUACAAUAGUAUAACUUUUGAUAUCUUUAAACAAUUUUUCAAUCAUCCAAAGUUAGUUUAGACUUUUUCUAACAGCUAAGUAAAAAAAAAAAACUCCAAACUUCAAAAAAGAAAAACAAAAACCCUCAAAAACAAUUCUACUCUAAUUUCUACAGAAAGGAAGUAUGUAUAGUGUUGAGUGUAGACUCUGAAUCAUACUGCCUUGGUUUAGCUACCAUUUCCUGUAUAAUUUGUCAGUAGCUCUGAGCUUCAGUUUCCUUUUCUGAAAAACGGAUUACAUCAGGGUUUCUGUGAAAAUCCUGAGCUAAAGUAUGUAGACUCCUUACCAUGGUAUUACACAUAGUACGAUAUUUUGCAUAGGACUGAGCACAAGGCGGUCCUUAUAUUUAAUGGUCACAUAUGAAAGAUAUGUUACAGAGAUGUACUACAGAGGACAAUACUACUUACUUCUGGGUGUCAGAAAAAAAAAACCCUUUAAUUUGUAAUAUUAAUAAAAAUACUCACAUGAUAAUUUAAUAUCAUUUUCCUAAUUUCAUUUUCAGCUUUAAUAUUUCCUGAGGAUAUAAGAAUCAGAUACUGGAAAUCUGUCUUUUACAGUGAAUUCUUUUGUUAUCUC
Molecule: messenger RNA, 3912 nt
Organism: Camelus dromedarius (Arabian camel)
Lineage: Eukaryota; Metazoa; Chordata; Mammalia; Artiodactyla; Camelidae
Gene: TIFA
Product: TRAF interacting protein with forkhead associated domain
Exons: 3
Coding region: 584-1138 (184 amino acids)
Biological process (GO): positive regulation of canonical NF-kappaB signal transduction; innate immune response; canonical NF-kappaB signal transduction
Cellular component (GO): cytoplasm
Molecular function (GO): protein binding
Source: RefSeq, a predicted model, not a curated record